AUGGAUGAUUCGGAGCUCGAGCAAAUUCGGAAAGCCCGCUUGGAGCAGCUCAAGGCCCAGUCUGGCGCCGGCGGUGGCGGCCCGUCCUCUCUGUCCCGCGGCCAAGACCAAGACGGCCAAAAACAACAGCAAGAUGAGGCCCGUCAACACAUCUUGAACCAGAUUCUUCACCCCGAAGCGGCCGACCGUCUCGGCAGAAUCCGACUCGUCAAGGAGCAGCGCGCCGCGGAUGUCGAGAACCGACUCAUCGCGCUGGCGCAGACGGGCCAGCUAAGGCAGAAGGUUACGGAAACCCAGCUGAAGGAGCUGUUGAGCGCCGUGGCCGACAACAAGGAGCAAGAGAAGAUUGUGGUCAGUCGACGGAAGGGGUGGGAUGACGACGACGACGACGAGCUGCUGGGUUUGUGA
Messenger RNA from Ustilaginoidea virens, 408 nucleotides. RefSeq lists its product as uncharacterized. The transcript is spliced from 3 exons. Gene Ontology annotation, cellular component: cytosol; nucleus. The record is from RefSeq and is a predicted model, not a curated record. Lineage: Eukaryota; Fungi; Ascomycota; Sordariomycetes; Hypocreales; Clavicipitaceae. The coding region runs from base 1 to 408 and encodes 135 amino acids. Gene Ontology annotation, molecular function: DNA binding.